Messenger RNA from Pollicipes pollicipes, 2200 nucleotides. RefSeq names its product indole-3-acetic acid-amido synthetase GH3.15-like. Gene Ontology annotation, cellular component: cytoplasm. The record is from RefSeq and is a predicted model, not a curated record. The transcript is spliced from 6 exons. Gene Ontology annotation, molecular function: acid-amino acid ligase activity. The annotation marks the transcript as partial. Lineage: Eukaryota; Metazoa; Arthropoda; Thecostraca; Pollicipedomorpha; Pollicipedidae.
AACACCGCUUACGGCCGCGAGCACCAGCUCGCCUCCUCGCUCGACGUGGAGUCCUUUUCGCCGCUCGCGGCCGGUCACCGAGUACGAGGACGUGAAGACCUACAUCGACCGCGUGGCUGACGGCGAGACCUCGGCGCUGCUGGGCGACGGCGAAAGCAUAGAGAUGUUCACGAUGACGUCCGGCACGACGGGCGUCCACAAGCGGUUCCCUCUAACGGCGGCGGAGGCGAAGCGCGCUGUUCGCGGCUGGAUGUUCAGCCCGACGCACCUGGCGCUCUGGCGCGACGUGGCACCGUGGAAUCUGCAGCGAGAGAUGUUCGUGAAGGAGGGCGAGCCCGAGUCCCUCUAUGUGCACGCGCUGUUUGGGCUGCGCGACCGAGACCUUAGAUGUAUCAACUCAAUCUUCCUCUACAGCGUGCUGAGCUUGACCAAGCGGAUGCAGGAGCAGCAGGCGGACCUGGUGGCCCGACUCCGGCCGUGGUCGGCUGAAGACGAUCUCGCCAUCCCUGCCGCCGUACGUGCGCAGCUCGAGACCCAGCUGAAGCCGCUGCCUGCGCGCGCUGACGAAGUGCAGGCACGCGACCUGUCUACACCCUUCUGCCUUAAAGCGGCCUUCUUCGAGUUCCUGCCGGUGGUGGACGACCGGAUCCAGGAACUGGCGGAGAUCGGUCGGCAGGAGCCGCUGCUGGCCGACCAGCUGCAGGAAGGCGGCGAGUACGAGCUGCUUGUCACCACCAGGGGUGUCUGCUAUACGGCGCAGAAGGCGUUCACACCAUCUGGCCGCGAGAUGGGGAGCGUCUGGUCCGUCCCAGCGACGCUCGUCGCCGCCCCGCUGCUGGUGCUGCUGGCUGCUGUCGCCGAUGUCAUGCGGCGCGGCUGCUCCGCCGAUCUGACCUGGCCGCAGGCCCUCAGGCUGCAUGCGCUCAAGGUCAUUCACUCACUGCAAAUACACUGGGCGUACCGUCAGUUUCUGGCGGACACUCGGAACUUCGAAAAGGUUCAGGAAACACUGCUGAUCAGCAUCGUCCGCGGUCACCAGAACACCGCUUAUGGCCGUGAGCACCAGUUCGCCUCCUCGCUCGACGUGGAGUCCUUCCGCCGCUCGCGGCCGGUCACCGAGUACGAGGACGUGAAGGCCUACAUCGACCGCGUGGCCGACGGCGAGACCUCGGCGCUGCUGGGCGACGGCGAGAGUAUAGAGAUGUUCACGAUAACGUCCGGCACGACGGGCGUCCACAAGCGAUUCCCUCUGACGGCGGCGGAGGCGAAGCGCGCUGUUCGCUGUUGGAUGUUCAGCCCGACGCACCUGGCGCUCUGGCGCGACGUGGCGCCGUGGAGCCUGCAGCGCGAGAUGCUCGUGACGAUAGCGCGGCCAGCGCGGCUGCAGCAUCCGAUCACGGCGUCCGGUCACCGACAGGACGGCGUCGGUACUCUUGUAGCCAAAGCGAUCAGCCCUAUCGAUCGCUUCAGCACUCCGCUGGCGGCGUUUGGCAUCGAGAGCGAGCCCGAGUCGCUGUACGUGCACGCGCUGUUUGGGCUGCGCGACCGAGACCUCAGAUGCAUCAACUCAAUCUUCCUCUACAGCGCACUGAGCCUGACGAAGCGAAUGCAUGAGCAGCAGGCUGACCUGGUGGCCGACCUCCGCCGUGGUCGGCUGAAGGACGAUCUCGCCAUCCCUGUCGCCGUACGUGCGCAGCUCGAGACCCAGCUGAAGCCGCUGCCUGCGCGCGCCGACGAAGUGCAGCAGGCGUUCGCAGGGGGACUGACCGGCCUUCUACCGCGCCUCUGGCCGGAGCUGCGGUUCGUCAUGGGCGCGUUCGCCGGGCUGACGAACGCAGCUUAUCACCGUGAGAUGGCGCUGUACGCUGGCAACGUGCCGGUGAUCGCGCAGGUGUACGGCUGCACAGAGGUCGGCCUCGUGGCCGCCAUCACAGAUUUCCGGCGCCCCGAGCGACCCGUCUACACCCUUAUGCCUAAAGCGGCCUUCUUCGAGUUCCUGCCGGUGGUGGACGACCGGAUCCAGGAACUGGCGGAGAUCGGUCGGCAGGAGCCGCUGCUGGCCGACCAGCUGCAGGAAGGCGGCGAGUACGAGCUGCUUGUCACCACCAGGGGUGGUUUGUGUCGCUACAGACUCGGAGACGUUGUCCGCUUCGCCGGGUACUUCAACCGCACACCACAGGUGGAAAUAUUAUACCGGUGA